Messenger RNA from Aaosphaeria arxii CBS 175.79, 650 nucleotides. RefSeq lists its product as uncharacterized. Bases 139 to 618 code for a protein of 159 amino acids. The transcript has a single exon. Lineage: Eukaryota; Fungi; Ascomycota; Dothideomycetes; Pleosporales. The record is from RefSeq and is a predicted model, not a curated record.
GUCGGCGGCAGGACUUCAAAGGGUUAUCUGGAGUCAUUACUCGUGCCUCGAUGGUGUACAGGAUAGUCAGCUGAAGAAGGAAGGGGGUUACGAGAAACGCUACUGGCGCAAAGUGCGUCAUUCUUUAGCUAAGGCAGAAUGCUCAGGAAUCAGCAAAUGGCAACCGACAAUGGCUUUCUUUGUUUGGGAGACUCUGUUGAUGGAGUUGCAUGCCAUGAAACGGAGCAAUGUCAAACCGUUGCGCAGCUUGAUUCCAUCCACUGGUGGCCUCCAGACACAGGUUACCUGGACUGCGUGAUUGCGCAAGGACCUUCACCUGAUACAGGCCAACAUUUGCUAUCCCGACUCUGCGCAGGUUGCCAAAAAAAUCAAACAUCCGCGAUGCGCGCCUGGAAAGAUAUCGUACGUCAAGAUGCAGAAUUCUGCUCGGCAUUUACUGGUGGCAAUGGUUCGAACAUGUCGGCGAAAGCAAUUGAGUCAGACCAUUUCUUCGCGUUGCAAUGUGACCCGAUGAGAUUCGAUGAGAUGCAAUGGAACAAUCAGCAGCCUGAAAACUCGCCUCGAGUAUAUGGAUGGGGUAGUAUAUUUCAAUCGUUUUUCGCCGUGAGUGAGUGCUGAUUGAGGUCUAUUAGACCUUGUGGGACCCUCGG